AGGAGGGGCCGCUGCCAUCAUCACCACCCGCUCUGCUGAUGGCCCCCAAGAAGAAGGAAGAGCCGGCUCCUGCCGCUCCGCCGAAAGCUCCGGAGCCAGAGCGGCCCAAGACGCCUCAGUUCAACCCUUCGGCCGUCACGCUGGAGUUCAGCCCGGAGCAGAUUGAGGAUUUCAAAGACGCCUUCCAGCUGUUUGACAGGACGCCCAACAAUGAGAUGAAGAUCGCCUACUCUCAGUGCGGCGACCUGGUCCGAGCGCUGGGUCAGAACCCGACCAACGCCGAGAUCACGUAUGUCCUGGGGAAGCCCAAACCUGAAGACAUGCAGAGUCAGAUGCUGGACUUUGACCAGUUCCUGCCCAUGCACCAGCACAUCUGCAAGGCCAAGGACCGCGGGACCUACGAGGACUUUGUGGAAGGCCUUCGAGUCUUUGACAAGGAAGGCAACGGCACGGUGAUGGGCGCGGAGCUGCGGCACGUGCUGGCCACUCUGGGGGAGAAGAUGAGGGAGGACGAGGUGGAGCAGCUGAUGCAGAACCAGGAGGACGCCAACGGCUGCAUCAACUACGAAGCGUUUGUCAAACACAUCCUGGCUUCUUAAGGGCGACGCGUGUUUCAUUAAAGCAAAAACUGA
Molecule: messenger RNA, 632 nt
Organism: Synchiropus splendidus (mandarinfish)
Lineage: Eukaryota; Metazoa; Chordata; Actinopteri; Syngnathiformes; Callionymidae
Gene: myl13
Product: myosin, light chain 13
Exons: 5
Coding region: 39-599 (186 amino acids)
Cellular component (GO): myosin II complex
Molecular function (GO): calcium ion binding
Source: RefSeq, a predicted model, not a curated record